Molecule: messenger RNA, 5551 nt
Organism: Brassica napus (rape)
Lineage: Eukaryota; Viridiplantae; Streptophyta; Magnoliopsida; Brassicales; Brassicaceae
Product: methyl-CpG-binding domain-containing protein 10
Exons: 3
Coding region: 669-5366 (1565 amino acids)
Biological process (GO): DNA integration
Molecular function (GO): DNA binding
Source: RefSeq, a predicted model, not a curated record
AAAUUUGCAAGUUCUUGAUCUUUGUUGGGUUAUGGAAAAUGACAAGAAUACCCUUAGUGUUAGGAGGAGGGAUGAAUAAUAUAACUUUGCCCUGGUCAAGCAAUCAUUUCAAAGCGAAAGUAAAAAGGGAAAACGUAAAGGGCAGAGGAGGGGAGCCCUUCUUCUUCUUCUUCUUCUUCUUCUUCUUCGUGAAGAAGCUGCCGAUUUUGUGAAAAAAGGAAACGACUUUAUUGUAACCCAAAGAAGAGUCAUCUUAGGUGUUAUCAUUGAAAGUCUCGAGCUUGCAGAUCUAUUGGAGCUCCUAGGUCAAUCAAUGGGAGCAGUGGCUGUGUGGCUGAUAUGAUGCGGAGGGUUUACGUGAGGAAGAGGAACAGGGGAGAAGAGAAGGAGAAGGAAGGGAAAGAGGAAGAAUUAAAGCGAGCAGUUGAGUAAGUCGUUUGAGUAUGGAUUGUACUUGGGCCUUGAAUAUAUAAGAGGACCCAAGGAGAAUAAUGGGGGCAGUUAGUUGGUUGGCCUUGGGCUGGAUCUAGAGAGUUUGUAAUUGGCUUAGACUCCAUUAUGAGGAGCUAAGAGAGGGUGGUUGGGCGGAUCUUAUUCAAUAUACUUCUCAGUUCUAACAAAUUGGUGACGGUGAGCGUUCUGGAGAACGGAACUUCGCGAGAUCGGGGAUGAAGAACACGAGACAAACCAGCGAGAAUCAAUCGGAUCAUCCGUUGACGAUGGAGUCACUCGCGAUGACGUUACGCGAUCAUACGUCGUCGCAGGUUGAUACGAAUCGGCGAUUCGCUGAGUCGUUUCAUGAGUUAGAGAAGAAUGCGAAGGCGAUGGAAUCGCGAAUCGAAGAGACGCUGGAGGCGAAGAUCGAAGCAUGUUACCAGAAGAUGUGCGAUCGAUUGGAGAAGAAACUUUCAAAAUCGAUUGAUGUUUCCGAUGAAUCGCCCCCACCGUAUCGUCAUCCUAACUAUCAGGUACAUAAUUCCACCUUGGAACCUGGCCGUAGUAGUAGGAAUGAGGAUGCGAAUGAUCGAACCACUAUAGUUGGUAGUCGCGAGCGAAUGUUGAAACGUGUGGAAUUGCCUGUGUUUGAUGGUGUGGAUGCGUAUGCUUGGUUUGCACUAGCUGAACGUUUUUUCAGGAUUGGCGGUUACGAUGACAGAGCUAAGCUGGAGGUAGUUUCAGUGAGUUUAGCAGGUGACGUUCUGAGCUGGUUCAAUAGUGAAAUGCAUCGAAGAGGUUUUCGAAGUUGGAUUGAGUUUAAACAGAAGCUGGUGUCGCGGUUUAGUAAAGAGAAGUUCAGAGAUCCCAGUCAGCCGUUCUUUGCAGUCAAGCAGACGGGAACGGCAGCUCAGUAUAUCCACGCCUUUGAAGAUCUUUCUACACAAGUAACUGGCUUGACAGAUACACAACUGGAGGGAAUUUUUAUGAAUGGCCUGAAACCGGAGAUGAGGGAAGUAGUUAAUAUGUGCAAACCAGUGGAUUUGGAUGAGAUGAUUUCGUCAACGUAUCAAAUGGAGGACAGUGUGCUCUAUAAAGUAGUUUGUCGAGAGAGACAAGCAGAGAAGAAAGACAGUUUCAAGGCAGCGUCGACAAAAUCAUACGCGUCUUCCAAGGGCAGUUCAGGGUGGACUUUUAAACCUCAACAACCGAAACAGAACGAGAUUGGAGGGCAGAAACCGCAGCUACGUUUGACUGAAGCUCAGAUAGCUGAAAAGAAGCGUUUGGGGCUCUGUUUUACGUGUGAUGACAAGUGGUCAAGGCAACAUGUGUGUCCCAAUCGAGCUCUUCAGGUUUUGACGGUUAUAAAUGGCAUUGAAAUGGAGAUUUUGGAUCAGUCAUUGAUUGAAGUUGAGGAAGAGGUUGAAGACACGGAAGCAUCAAUGAUGGAACUAUCCUUGAAUUCUUUUCUGGGAUUAUCUUCUUCCCGCACUACCAAGCUGCGUGGGGUUAUGAAGGCAACUUCGUUGGUGGUGAUGAUUGACAGUGGAGCCACUCAUAAUUUCAUAUCACCAGCUGCAGCAAAGAUGAAUAAACUCAUUAUCACACAAAAUCCAAACUUGAGUGUGCUAUUGGGAACAGGAAUCUCGGUCAAUGGCUCGGGGAUUUGUAAAAACGUGGAACUCAGGUUACCGUCUAUGAAGUUCCAAGCUGAUUUCAUUGUACUGGAGUUGGGAAACGCUGAUGUCAUAUUGGGCGUCCAGUGGCUGCGAACUUUGGGCAAAUGUUUGGUGGAUUGGGAACGCAAUGAAUGGUCUUUCACUUACCACGGAGUGCCAGUAACCUUAGUUGGUGAUCCAACACUACACGAACAACGGGUUUCCAUCAAAACGUUUGCGGUAAAUGUUUCAGAGAGCAAAACAGUUCCAGAGAUAGAAUUGAAAACAGUGGAUGGAUCAAAAGUUUCCGAGGACGAGUUACCGCUGAUGAUUGCUCAGAAAUUACAAGAAUAUGAGGAGGUAUUUCAGAAACCAGUGGGUUUACCUCCGGUCAGGGGUAGAGAACAUGCGAUUGUGCUGCAGGACAAUUCGAAACCUGUAAGUGUGAGGCCUUAUAGGUAUCCUCAGGCACAUAAGGAGGUCAUGGAGAAGAUGGUUAAGGAGAUGAUGGAGGAAGGGUUGAUUCGGCCAAGUCAGAGUCCCUUCUCAAGUCCUGUCUUAUUGGUGAAAAAGAAGGAUAAUUCACACAGAUUUUGUGUGGAUUAUAGAGCUUUGAAUAGAGCGACGGUUCCAGACAAAUAUCCAAUUCCGAUGAUUGACCAAUUGUUGGAUGAAUUGCAUGGAGCUACGGUUUUUUCGAAGCUGGAUCUUAGAGCCGGGUAUCAUCAGAUAAGGAUGCAGGAGCAAGAUGUCGCAAAGACUGCUUUCCGGACACAUGAUGGUCACUUUGAAUUCCUAGUAAUGCCUUUCGGGCUUACUAAUGCCCCGGCCACGUUCCAAGCGCUGAUGAAUGAUAUAUUCAGAAGUUUCUUGAGGAAGUUUGUGCUAGUGUUUUUUGAUGAUAUUCUCAUCUAUAGUACAAGCAUGGAGGAGCAUGUGAAGCAUUUGAGUUUGGUCUUGGAUGUGUUUGUGGAGCAAAAACUUUUUGCUAACAGAAAGAAGUGUGCAUUUGCUCAAGGAAGAGUCGAGUAUUUGGGACAUGUGAUUACACGUGAUGGUGUCUCAACAGACAAUCAGAAGAUAGCAGCAGUGCAGCAGUGGCCCUCCCCAACAACAGUGAAAGCGUUGAGAGGAUUUUUGGGAUUAACGGGCUACUAUAGGAAGUUUGUGCAAUACUAUGGUUCUAUUGCGAGACCUCUCACAGAGUUACUGAAGAAGGAGCAAUUUAUGUGGUCUGAGUUAACACAGAGUGCGUUUGCUAAGUUGAAACACGCAAUGAUAACAGCUCCGGUGUUAGCAUUACCAGAUUUUUCACAGAUGUUCGUAGUGGAAUCAGACGCGUCUGGUUUUGGUCUUGGGGCAGUAUUGAUGCAGAACCAGCACCCUAUUGCUUACUUCAGUAAAGGAUUGACGGCUAAGGAGCAACAGAAGCCGAUAUAUGAAAGAGAGCUAAUGGCUAUUGUGCUGGCAAUUCAGAAAUGGCGCCAUUAUCUCUUGGGUAGACGGUUUGUUGUCAGAACGGAUCAACAGAGCCUUAAGUAUCUCCUUGAGCAGCGGGAGAUAACCUUGGAUUAUCAGCGUUGGUUAACGAGGAUCUUGGGUUAUGAGUUUGAUAUUGAGUAUAAGGUUGGAAGUGAAAAUAAGGUGGCAGAUGGUCUUUCUAGAAUUGAGUAUUCAGGGAUUGAGAGAGUGCAGAUCGACUUGAUGGCUUUAACAGUUCCGUCGUCUUUACAGCUGCAAGAAUUGUACAGAGAAGUGGAGGAAAAUAGAGAGAUUCAGGAGACGAUACGAAAAGUGUUGGAUAAGGAGGCAGUGAAGAAUGGCUUUACAGUGGUCAAUGGUCGUCUGUUCUAUAAGAACGCCAUGGUCAUACCUGCAGACUCGUCACAGAUAUCUCUCAUUCUUCAAGAAUGCCAUGACAGUCUGAUGGGAGGGCAUGCAGGUGUUUUACGAACUCUGCAGCGGGUUCGAGCUAUCUUCUAUUGGUCAAAGAUGAGAAAAAGAAUACAGGAGUAUGUGGCAGCGUGUACAGUGUGUCAGACACACAAGACUUCUACUCUAUCUCCUGCGGGCUUGCUGCAACCAAUCGACAUUCCAGUUCGUAUAUGGGAGGAUGUUGCGAUGGAUUUUAUCGAAGGAUUGCCAACAUCACAAGGAGUGAACGUCAUUCUGGUGGUAGUGGAUCGCCUCAGUAAAUAUGGCCAUUUCAUGGUUCUGAAACAUCCUUUUACCGCUGUUGACGUCGCUGACAAGUUUACAAAAGAGGUUAUUCGUUUGCAUGGGUUUCCAAAAUCAAUCAUCUCGGAUCGUGACAGGAUUUUCCUUAGCAAGUUCUGGAAGGAGUGCUUUCGUUUAUCAGGCACACGAUUGCGUUUUAGCACAGCGUUUCACCCCCAAUCCGAUGGCCAAACGGAGGUGUUAAACAGAUGCUUGGAGACUUACUUACGCUGUUUUGCCUCCACUCACCCUAAGACUUGGUCAAAGUUUCUCUUAUGGGCAGAACUAUGGUAUAAUACAGCGUAUCAUACGGCCUUGAAGUGUACUCCGUUCAAACUCGUGUACGGCAGAGACCCUCCACAGUUGGUAGCGCAUGAGGCUGGGUCGUCAUUGAACUUUGAGGUUGAGGCUGCGUUUCAGGAGCGAGAUCGUUUGUUAGAGACUAUUAAAGAUAAUCUCGUGAGAGCACAGGAAUUGAUGAAGAACAAUGCGGAUAAGCAUCGACGUGAUUUGGAGUUCGAAGUUGGCUCAAUGGUUUUUCUGAAGCUGAGACCUUAUCGUCAACAUUCAGUGAGUAGGAGAUUGUUUCAGAAACUGGCAGCAAGGUAUUAUGGGCCGUUCGAAGUUGUGGCACGAGUGGGCAAGGUGGCUUAUAAAUUGAAGUUGCCAGAGUCUUCACGCAUUCACCCGGUUUUCCAUGUGUCACAGCUUAAACCGGUGAUUGGUGACGCUACGGUUGUUACAGAGCUUCCACCGGUGUUGGAUGGAACUGAUGAAGUGCGUAUUGAACCAGAAGAUAUUUUGGAUACUCGUUAUGAUGAGGAGGGAUAUUUGGAAGUGUUGGUCAGGUGGAGUCAUCUUCCUACGCAUGAGACAUCUUGGUUGCGCGCUAGAGAAGUUAAACAUCAGUUUCCUUCGUUUUCACUUGAGGACAAGCUGAAACUCGUGAACGGGGGUAUUGAUAUGAUGCGGAGGGUUUACGUGAGGAAGAGGAACAGGGGAGAAGAGAAGGAGAAGGAAGGGAAAGAGGAAGAAUUAAAGCGAGCAGUUGAGUAAGUCGUUUGAGUAUGGAUUGUACUUGGGCCUUGAAUAUAUAAGAGGACCCAAGGAGAAUAAUGGGGGCAGUUAGUUGGUUGGCCUUGGGCUGGAUCUAGAGAGUUUGUAAUUGGCUUAGACUCCAUUAUGAGGAGCUAAGAGAGGGUGGUUGGGCGGAUCUUAUUCAAUAUACUUCUCAGUUCUAA